This is a messenger RNA of Astrephomene gubernaculifera, 1242 nucleotides long. NCBI's taxonomy places the organism in Eukaryota, Viridiplantae, Chlorophyta, Chlorophyceae, Chlamydomonadales, Astrephomenaceae. The record is from the annotation of a GenBank genome assembly.
GGAAUGAGGAAGGUCGGCAUGAGGUGUCCCUGGAGCCGCAGUGGGAACGCCAACUAGAUGAAGUAAGGCGCGCUGUCCACUACGUGUCCAAACGUUUUUCUCGUGACAUAUAGCAGCCUGUCCUAAAAGCAUCUUCACUAGCACUUGAACUUUGCCCCACCCUUUCCUAGACCUUCUUUUGCCCCGCGUGGGCACCCUUUGGCUCUAGGCCAUCUUUUCUUACAACACCGGCUAAGAUGGGUCUUAUGGUGUCUAAGGCUCUCAGCCGGCUCUUUGGCAAGAAGGAGAUGCGCAUCCUGAUGGUCGGUCUGGACGCUGCUGGUAAGACAACCAUCCUCUACAAGCUGAAGCUGGGCGAAAUUGUGACGACCAUUCCCACCAUUGGGUUCAAUGUGGAGACCGUCGAGUACAAGAACAUUAGCUUCACUGUCUGGGAUGUCGGUGGCCAGGACAAGAUCCGCCCGCUCUGGAGGCACUACUUCCAGAACACGCAGGGCCUAAUCUUCGUAGUAGACAGCAACGAUCGGGACCGCAUUGGCGAGGCAAAGGACGAGCUGCACCGCAUGCUGAACGAGGAGGAGCUGCGGGACGCCGUGCUGCUGGUCUUCGCCAACAAGCAGGACCUUCCAAACGCGAUGAACGCUGCAGAGAUCACUGAGAAGCUUGGACUGCACGGCCUCCGCCAGCGCCACUGGUACAUCCAAAGCACGUGCGCCACCUCGGGCGAGGGCCUGUACGAGGGCCUGGACUGGCUCAGCCAAAACAUCUCCAGCAAGGCGUAAGGAACUGCUUAUGAGGAGCUUGGGUUCAGCAUUAAGGGUUGAAGUGCCUGGGGUGGGGGGAGAGGGGUUUGAGUGGGGUCAUAUUGGCCACUUCUUUCACGGAACAGGCCAGCAAUAUACAGUUGAUGAGCGAGCUCUCGUCAUGGGUGCACAGAUACGAGGCUACAGAGGCUUUGCCGUACGGCUCCGACCUUGCUGUACUGCUGUCAGCGCAUUGGUUUGCUUAACAUAGAUUUUUUAGGGAAGCGACGGCUUUCUCUGUAGAAUUGUAGGAAAUGACAUGACUACUGAAUGUCCACUUAUUGUUUCUUUUUAUAUGCGGUGGGGCUUUGUCCAUGCUUUUGCUGGGCAUCCCGGUGACAUCUUGCAUCCGCAGUGGUGUAUUGUGCGCUAAGGGUGCAAUAGGGGGGCACUAGCGGUGAUUGCUGCAUACGGCCCCGUGUAAAGGCUAACGUACAUG